This is a messenger RNA of Phycodurus eques (leafy seadragon), 2652 nucleotides long. Its product is annotated as jun dimerization protein 2-like. The record is from RefSeq and is a predicted model, not a curated record. The transcript has 4 exons. NCBI's taxonomy places the organism in Eukaryota, Metazoa, Chordata, Actinopteri, Syngnathiformes, Syngnathidae. Gene Ontology annotation, molecular function: DNA-binding transcription factor activity, RNA polymerase II-specific; RNA polymerase II cis-regulatory region sequence-specific DNA binding. Gene Ontology annotation, cellular component: nucleus. Gene Ontology annotation, biological process: regulation of transcription by RNA polymerase II. Bases 6 to 629 code for a protein of 207 amino acids.
CCCAGAUGGGGAUCACGUUUAGAGUCGGGCUGAUGCAACGGUUUCCACUUUAUAAAAUCUACACUCGACCCACGGCCGAGCAGAAGAAAGGACAUUUGUUCCAGCUGGGCUCCAAGUCAGCUGUGGUCACGGCCGAGUGUGACAUUAUGCCAGGACAAAUUCCGGAUCCUUCGGUGACAGCAGGUUCCCUGCCCAGUCUAGGUCCGCUGGCCGGCAUCUCGGCCACUCUGCUGACUGACACGCUGAAGUUUGGUGGGCUCCAUGAGUUCAAGACGAUGCUGUCGCCCCUGCACUUCAUGAGCAGCCUGGGAAAGAGGCCUCUUGUCAUCAAAACAGAGCGAGAUGAAGAGGACGAUAGAAGGAAACGAAGGCGAGAGAAAAACAAGGUGGCUGCUGCACGCUGUCGAAACAAGAAGAAAGAGAGGACGGAUUAUCUCCAAAAGGAGUCGGAAAGGUUAGAGAUGUUAAACUCGGACCUGAAAGCCCAGAUCGAGGAGCUGAAGCUUGAACGCCAGCAGCUGAUCCACAUGCUUAACCGCCAUCGUCCCACGUGCAUCGUGCGGACAGACAGUGUCCAGACGCCCGAGAGCGAGGUGAACCCGCUGCUGCAGCAGCUGGAGGCCGAGUGAAGUUGCACUGAUGUCCUGCACUAACACAAGACAACUAGAAGCACUUGGCUUUGAGCCGUAAGACGGUGGAAAAGCAGGUGAGCCCUCAGGAUAUGUUACACCACAAGACGUGGAUUGGACACUGUUGUGGCACUUAAAACAUACUCUCUCCUCUAACUUUGAUGUUUCACCAUCAAACAAAUACAAAAACCAAGUUUUAUAAGUUAUAGCUGAGAAACAUUUUGGAAUCGUCAAAGAUAUUCCCACAGAAAUGGCUUGUGAAGUUGUGCAUGCUGCGAGUUACCGCCACCAAGCCGCGAUACCAAAGAAAGAAAAGACAAAGUAGAGCAAUUCAUAGCACUCCACGGAUAAUUAUGUCCCCCUAGUGGUUGUGAGCAGCAUAGGCGAUGACAUUUAUGUCUGAUUAGACAUUUAUGUUGCAUUCCAGACUGCUGGGAAGUGGGACAUUACCCCAGGCAGAGCUUACAAAGUGCAACCUCAAAGCACAAGAACAUGCGCAUGACCUCAAUAAGUUUAUCAUUUAGGUGACAUAUAUUAUGCACCCCCCCCCCCCAUUUUAAAAUGUCUGUGACAUGCAUUUGUCGAUCAAGAUUUAUUUACACGCCAUAUUUUUGGUCUUGCCGAAAUUAGCCUGAUUUGAGGGGAUGGCCCUGUCUCGCGCAAGUGAGCCAGCCUUCAUCCAGUUCCAUAUACUGCUGGGCCAAUGGCGAGCCCCUAUUUUUCUUACCAUGACGACUAGGUGUGGCUGCACUUUAAAGCGAUUGCAAACUCCGAAGCCACCAAAGACAGCAUAGAUUGUAUUUUCCCACGUGGAGUCCUCACUUCAAGACCAGGCCGCCGAAUUACACUUGUCAUUAAUGUGUAGAUCCACAUGGCGGACACAUUUCCAAACCCAAAUCCCCUAACACCACCGCGUCUGCAACUUCACCCAGCAAUCAAUUAUGUGCCGCUUAUCAGAAGCUAACUGUGUUAGGUAACGUUAAGCUGUGGAUCCUACAAAUCUCCAUGCAGAUCUGCUUACCCUUUGGCUUUGAAAUAGUGUUUCAGAGACAGCGUAGUCUGGCAGCCGCUUGAAAGUGUCCCUGAAACUUUGCCUGGCCGAGCUGCCGUUAGCUAAAUUCAAAACGAACAUGCCAGGGCAACAUUUACGCAUCAUUGCUUCUCUCCAUGAUCUUUUUGCAGGAAAAACUCCAGCAUUACAGAACUCAUGGAAGCUGCAAUCCCAGUACACAUAUAUUAUGUAGGCAACAAAUCAUAUUUUCUAUUGUUAUAUUAUCAUUAUUAUUAUAUCAUUGAGACAAAUAAGGUGGAACGUUGAUGAAGAUGUUCUUCCUGGGCUUGUGUGGGUUUUCUCCGGGUUCUCCGGCUUCCUCCCACGUUCCAAAAAGACGCAUGUUAUGUUCAUUGAAGAAUCAAAAUUGGUGUGACUGUGCGUGUGAAUGAUUGUUAAUCUGUUAAUGUUUGCUGUGAUUUACUGGUGACCAAUCUUGGCUGUACCUCUGCCUCUCUCCCAAAAUAAGUUUGAUGAUAUGAAAUUAUUAUUAAAAAUUGAUAACCGAAUGUGUGUGUGUGUGUGUGUGUGUGUGUGUGUGUGUGUGUAUAUAUAUAUAUAUAUAUAUAUAUAUAUAUAUAUAUAUAUACACACACACUGUCUUACAUUUAGUGGCUUAUUUUAUCUGUCAUUUUUCACAUAUUUUGGCGCAGGCGUCAUGUAUUCAUGUAUUUUUUACAUAUCAAAUAUACAGUACGUAUGGACUGUUAAUAUUGUACCUUAUUUAGACUAUGGUUGUGACAAAAAUGUUGUAUAAUUUUGUACUUUUUUAUGAAGUUAUGUAAGCAAAAUGCAAUUUGUAUUACUCAAGAAAUAUGUCUCGUUCCGUUUUUCACUGGCUUUGAUGAGUUUGGUGAAUGUUGUGCUCCUUUUGGUCAACACUUCCAUCUCGUGGUUGAAUAGAGGAAGACCAGUUUUUGCCCCAAACAAUUCUUACUCUUAAGAAUAAAAUGACUGAUAUUGUUACAAAUA